Bacidia gigantensis is the source of this 1155-nucleotide messenger RNA. RefSeq lists its product as uncharacterized. Lineage: Eukaryota; Fungi; Ascomycota; Lecanoromycetes; Lecanorales; Ramalinaceae. Gene Ontology annotation, biological process: mitochondrial proton-transporting ATP synthase complex assembly. Bases 1 to 1155 code for a protein of 384 amino acids. The record is from RefSeq and is a predicted model, not a curated record. Gene Ontology annotation, cellular component: mitochondrion. The transcript has 2 exons.
AUGGCUGAAAACAAUGCGAGGAAGUCAAAUUCCCAAUUAUUCUCCGUCUACCAAUCCGCUCACACAACCCCCUUCUCAAGAUGUCUUCACAAGUCCUCCCUGCGCUCCGCCACGCCUCUUCCCUUGACCGCAACAGGUCCGCCUCCAGCUCCACCAGAAUCUCCCUCUUCUCAACACAGCGAAAAAUUGGAUCGUCGACGACGGCAAGCCGAUCUCAUGAGAUCAGCACACGACAUCCGCAAUAGCAAAACCCCGCCAAUUACUGGCAGUGCAAGCGGCACCGCAAUGAAGAAGCGCUUCUGGAAAUCCGUCUCAGUAACACAAGAACCCGAAGGCCAGAGCGCCCAUAUAAUCCAUCUCGAUGCCCGGCCCGUCCGCAAUCCCCUCACCAAUCCUGCACAGCCUCUGCAAAUUCCCGCAUCGAAGCCGCAUCUCGCUACUGCCAUCGCCCUGGAAUGGGAUCAUUUGACUUCCGCGGCGCAAGCACUCCGCGCCCAUCUAAUACCACUCACGUCACUCGCAGCGCGGGCGCAGGUACUCGAGCAUGAGGAUGCGCAGAGCGCGCAGGCCGGAUAUGCCAGGGGCGCUGGGGAAGGGCAGGGGAUUCGCUAUGAGAUCAUGAAUACCCUCUUGCGAUAUUUGGACACCGACACGCUGCUUUGUUGGGCACCAGAGCAGAGCUCGGCCGCUACAGAAGAGGGAUCAGGGCUACGGGAGAAGCAGGUAGAGACUGCCAAACCGAUCCUGAGUUUCCUCACACAAGUCGUCUGGCCAGGUGUUGAGCUUGUGCCGGCGUUGUCAGAUGGAAGUAUAUUGCCCAAGUCGCAACCAGCGGCUACGAGGGCGGUGGUCAAGGGCUGGAUGGCAGGGUUACCCGCCUGGGAGCUAGUAGGGUUGGAAAGAGCGGCCCUUGCCGGCAAGAGUCUCAGUGUUGCGGCCAGAUUGGUCGCAGAAUGGAGCGAGGAACUCAGACUAUCCAAUUCAGAGGAGAGAUUGACUUUUGGGGUUGAAGAUGCCGCUAAGGCUUGUAGUGUAGAGGUCGACUGGCAGACUGGCAGGUGGGGAGAGGUGGAGGACAGCCACGAUGUCGAUAAAGAGGAUCUACGACGACAGCUCGGGGCGGUAAUUCUACUCGUCAGUGGUAAAAAAUGUUGA